Molecule: messenger RNA, 2138 nt
Organism: Malania oleifera
Lineage: Eukaryota; Viridiplantae; Streptophyta; Magnoliopsida; Santalales; Ximeniaceae
Product: aldehyde dehydrogenase family 2 member B4, mitochondrial-like
Exons: 11
Coding region: 339-1949 (536 amino acids)
Molecular function (GO): aldehyde dehydrogenase (NAD+) activity
Source: RefSeq, a predicted model, not a curated record
GUGGGUCUCUCUCUCUCUCGCUCAGUCUUAUUACCAAAACAAGCAAGCAAAAAUCAUUUUCAUCAAAUACUUACGAGUACAUAUUUCCAUACUCUGAAGGCAGCAUUGUGGGUCUCUCUCUCUCUCUCUCUCUCUCUCUCUCACUCGUGUCUACCAUUGUAUGCUUUUUUUUAAUUGGUAUUUUAAGCGGGUGAGGCUUCGCUGACAAGUCCACAAAAAUACGCUACAGGAUCACAUUACAGAGUAGACCAGUGGAGAUAAAGAUAAUUGAGAGAGAGAGAGAGAGAGAGAGAGAUAGAGAGAGAGUCUUUUGCAUUGAGAUACUCUGCUCUGUGGCCAUGGCAACUCGGAGGCUAUCCUCGUUGCUGCCUCGUUCUCUCUCCGCCUCUUCUCCUCUGCUUCGCUCACUGGGUAGAAACUCUAACAGGGGAGGAAGCAUCAGCAGGUUUAGCACUGCUGCUGUUUUGGAGGAACCAAUCGCCCCACCUGUUCAAAUAAACUAUACCCAGCUUCUAAUUAAUGGGCAGUUUGUUGAUGCAGCUUCUGGUAAAACAUUCCCAACUUCUGACCCUCGGACAGGGGAAGUCAUUGCUCAUGUCGCCGAAGGUGAUGUCGAAGACAUCAACCGCGCAGUCGCUGCUGCUCGCAAGGCGUUUGAUGAGGGACCCUGGCCUAGAAUGACCCCUUAUGAAAGAUCGCGGAUAUUAUUGCGGUUUGCAGAUUUGCUUGAGAAGCACAGUGAUGAGCUUGCUGCUCUUGAGACAUGGAACAAUGGGAAGCCUUUUGAACAGUCUGCAAAAUCUGAAUUACCGUUGCUAAUCCGUCUCUUUCACUAUUAUGCUGGCUGGGCAGAUAAAAUUCACGGUAUGACAGUUCCGGCUGAUGGAUUGCACCAUGUGCAAACACUGCACGAACCAAUUGGGGUUGCAGGGCAGAUCAUUCCAUGGAACUUCCCUCUUAUCAUGUUCGCUUGGAAGGUUGGGCCUGCACUUGCCUGUGGUAACACCAUUGUGCUGAAGUCUGCAGAGCAAACGCCAUUGACUGCACUUUUUGUUUCAAAGCUAUUGCAUGAGGCUGGUCUCCCUCCAGGUGUUCUGAAUAUUGUUUCUGGUUAUGGUCCGACUGCUGGUGCAGCUCUUGCUAGUCAUAUGGAUGUCGACAAGCUUGCCUUCACAGGAUCAACUGAUACCGGAAAGAUUGUACUUGAAUUGGCUGCAAGAAGCAACCUUAAGCCAGUAACACUAGAACUUGGGGGGAAAUCACCUUUCAUUGUAUGCGAGGAUGCUGACAUUGAUCAGGCUGUGGAGCUUGCACACUUUGCUCUGUUCUUUAAUCAGGGACAAUGUUGCUGUGCUGGGUCUCGUACUUUCGUGCAUGAGCGUGUCUAUGAUGAGUUCAUAGAGAAGGCAAAAGCACGCGCUUUGAGACGUACUGUUGGUGAUCCCUUCAAGAAGGGUAUUGAACAAGGUCCUCAGAUCGACUCCGAGCAAUUUGAGAAGGUUCUCAGGUACAUAAAGUCAGGAAUUGAAAGCAAUGCUACCCUUGAAUGUGGUGGUGAAAGAUUUGGCUCCAGAGGCUUCUAUGUUCAGCCCACUGUUUUCUCAAAUGUUCAGGACGAUAUGUUGAUUGCAAAGGACGAAAUUUUUGGCCCAGUGCAAUCUAUCUUGAAAUUCAAGGACCUUGAUGAAGUUAUACGAAGGGCAAACGCUACACGGUACGGUUUAGCAGCUGGUGUUUUUACAAAGAACAUAGACACUGCCAACACCUUGACACGGGCUUUGAAGGCUGGGACCAUAUGGGUGAACUGCUUCGACAUUUUUGAUGCUGCAAUUCCUUUUGGAGGGUACAAGAUGAGUGGGCAAGGCAGGGAGAAGGGGAUCUACAGUCUUAAAAACUACCUGCAGGUUAAGGCAGUUGUUACGCCUCUCAAGAACCCAGCAUGGUUGUAGAUCUCCUAGCACCAUGUUCUACUUCCUCUGCUUAUUGUACCUUGUAAUAAAGAUAAAUCAUGCAUACGCUUGGUUUGUAAUAGCGCAGAAUAUUUCGGGGGCAGCGGGGCUUGUUUGUUUGUUGGGCUGCUUCCAAGGUUAUGUACAUUCAUCUCUCAAGAUUUGAAGUUUGCAUUUUUAAGUUGCUAA